Molecule: messenger RNA, 5106 nt
Organism: Amphibalanus amphitrite
Lineage: Eukaryota; Metazoa; Arthropoda; Thecostraca; Balanomorpha; Balanidae
Product: leukocyte receptor cluster member 1 homolog
Exons: 3
Coding region: 109-1200 (363 amino acids)
Source: RefSeq, a predicted model, not a curated record
UAUCGUUUUAUCGUUAUCGCAGGUUCGAAAAUUAGUUAUCGCGGAAAGCACUGUUGAAACCACAUAAAGGCUAACUAUUUUGAUGAUUUCUUGUGAAAUCAAUUCACCAUGAAUAUUCUUCCAAAGAAGAGAUGGCAUGUGCGCACCAAGGAGAACAUUGCACGAGUGCGCCGUGAUGAGGCUGCCGCAGCAGAACAGGAGAAGGAGCGACUGCGUAGAGUGGCCUUGGCGGAACAAGAGUUUCGCACAAGUAUCCUGCGCAAACAGGCGUCAGAGCGGCGAAAGGCGAUCGGCGAGACAUCUGGUGAUCAGCAGCCGCAACUGGAGCCGGGGCAGAGCUCUGCCGAGAAGGUCAUUUCCAUCACAGGGACUUCAGGGCACAUCAAUUUCUUCCAACAUCUCGAAGAAGGUGAGAGAACUGCUGGUCCAAAUGAGGAAUAUUUGCGGGAACAAAGAGAAGAGAAGGAGAAGUACGAAAAGAGUAUCGGCUAUUUGACUUACCUGGGUCAGGGGUCGCGUGAAGAGACCAAGCAGAAGGCGUGGUUCGAGUCACUGCCAGCGAACCGGUCGGCAGAGGCGACAGCCGGGGGGAGCGAGGAGGUCAACCGGAGAGCUAAGUGCCGUGAGGACCCACUGGCAGUGGUGAAGAGGCUCACGGGGGACACAAAAGACUCCAGCGACGCCGGUCCGAGCUCUGUCACUGUUUCCACCCCUCGCCGUCACUCCAGGCCUGACACAGCAACUGAUACAGCAAACACUCGCUGCAAGAGCGAGGCGACAACAACACACAAGAAACGCCGUCAUCGCGAAGAGCAGCGAAAGCAUCGAAAAGCAAAGAAAAAGAAACGUUCUAAGCGAAAGACUAGGUCUAGAUCACCAAGCCACAAGAGUCACAAGUCGUCCAAGAAGCGGCGCCGCCGUUCGCCCAGUCCGAGUGAAUCCAGCAGCAGUUCUGAGGGCAGCAGCUCGGCUGCCGAGGAGGAGGCCGCACGCCGGAUACGUCUGGAGCGGCUGCGCGCCGAGCGGCUGAAGCGGGAGCGGGAGGAGCGGCAGCGCGCCGAGCGUCUGAUGAGCCAGCGGGCGGGCGGGUCGGCGGCCGAGGCGCCGUCCGCGCCGGCGCCCACCGAGCCGCCGCUGCGACAGCGCUACAACGCCCAGUUCAACCCGUACCUGGCCAGGCAGAACUACCGGCCCAGCUAGUCGACCGGACGCCCUCGCCACCGACCUGCUGCAGGGCUGGUAUGUACCGGUGCUCGGCGCACUCAUCAUCGUAUUUAUGUGUGCAAUGUUCUGUUGUCCCAUGUGCAUUGCAAUCACACUGCUAGGUAGUCUGACACACCCUGCAAACAUCCAGCAAACGCCGUCUUUUCACAUGUUUCGAGGCAUUUCCAUCUGUUCCAUAUGGGGCAUGGGCUGCAGGUGAAAAUGACGGCGAGUGUCACGUGGGACUCUAUCGGCCAGCUAGAUGAGCCCCUAUGUGAGAACCGCAUGCAACCCACAUAGUCGCUCCAAUUGCUUCCCACAUCUAUUCUCAGCUGCUGUUUCAGUCUUCACAUUUCCAUUCGUCUUCGCGGCGAGGAGGCUUCUUCGAGAAACACGGGAAGGCAACCUAUUGGUACGGUAUUCUUCCUCCUGAGCUCUUGAGUUUUCUGAUUUAUGGAAGGCAAGUCGAGAAAAGGUUCUAAUAAAGCCCUGAAGCACAAAAAUACCUAGUUGAAAAAAAACGGUGGCAGUUCCGUCUCGUACGCGACAUAAACUAACCCGCGAAUCCAUGCCCCUCAGACCACUACACAGGUAUGGGAAAUCGUCGAAAAUGUCGGAAUCCAGGUUAUCAAAACCAGACUUCCCAGGAUAGUUGGAACGAAAGGAUUCCACAUAAGCACUUGCCGAUAUUGAUACCGGCAUGCAAUAAACUGAGUUUAAAGGCAAUAAUGCUUGUUCAGGAUAUCCAAAUGCCAGGACUAGGUACUCGCCGGCAAAUCGACACUCUUUCCUCCAUGGAGAAUGUGCCGAAGUUACACCUGUCGAUGCAGAAAAACACAUUGGUAUGUGUCAAUAGUUGGGUUUGCGAAACAUUUUGGAUUGUAAAGACAGGCGACAACGGAGCAUCGCCUGACAUUGCAUUCACACAUUUAGACCUAAUGCGGUACCAAGCAUGAACGGUACAGUACAACACAUUGGUUUGUAGGAAUAUGAGUGCAAAUGCUGCAAAUCAAGCCAUCACCCAGCCAGCAAUCCCGCUACGAUCCCGAUCGGGAAUUCCGGAUUUUCACGUAGCCGGCCCGUUCGGGAUAGGAGCGGGAUCGCAUCGGAAAGUGAGACACUUCGAGUGGACGUCAUGACCGGCGGUAGUCGCUACCGAGUCCGGCAGGUCACACCACAUACGAUUCACGUUCUCUCCCGGCGGAGACGGAGCUGAAAUUUUUGAGACCGCAGAGUGUCUGACUGAAUCCAGCAUGUAAGUCACUGACUUGAGAUUGGAUGUCCUCCUCCUGUUUGGCCAUUUGCAGGGCUCGGGGCAGUGUGAUAUCUGAUAUGGAAAAGAACUUACGCUGGAGCUCGGUAUCAGCGCAGAGGGUUGUGCAUUGUGCAAUCCCAGCGCUGUGUUUUCCCACUGCUCGGCGGAGAAGUUACAUUUCUCCGCUACGCUUGCGCUAGCAAAAACAUGACAGUGGUUGUGGGUCUAUAUAUUUACAUGGCGGUCACCACUGCAUGUUUUUGGGUGAGGAAGAAACGCCCACUAACCCCACCCGAACCCGCAAGCUAGCUUGGGCAGCGCGCACGCAACGAAUACAUCAACCGCAAACAUCUACGCUGCACAUGAGACACUCCUGAUUCCGGGUUAGUUACAUUUGUGGGCUUGAAGGAUUAGCCGGCUGACGAAAUGUCCGACUGAAACUAUCGCCGUCUUUUCGGACUAGCGCUUGGAGCUGCGCCCGUUCACAUGUAGCGUUCACUGAUACUCUUCAGAAGGCACUAACUGGAAGGGUGAAUGGAGGCAACUCUCGCGGCAGAUUGGCAUGUGUAGUAGGUUGAAUAAAGGCUGAAAAAAAAACACUCUUACCUCGCACUCGGGAGAUGGCAUUAUGAACCACUUUUUUAAAUUGGUGAAUGGUGUGGGUCUCUUUGCAUAACCUCAGCUCCAAGGCUUUCGCUUUCACUUCUGCCCAUGCCUUUGUUUUGCGUUGGUUGCCACCGGGGGACUUGAAGUCGCCAUAUAGGUCCUGCAUUGAGGAGAGUCAUGGAUUGUUACCAUUGUGCGACACCAAAGUACAUGAUUACGAAUGACACACUCACUAUUACAUAGCAAGAUGACGGUUGGUAUUUGAUACAGCUGAAACUACCAAUGGGUGAUUGAACAUUUUCUAGAAAACAUUUUGCAAUAGUUUAUGGAUGCAUUAUUAUUGCAAAUAUGUUUACUCCUGUGAUCAUUCAACAAUAGUGCUGCUCCAAGCACCAGCAAUGAAAUCUUAUUGAUAGGUGCCAGCUGCCAGCUUCAUUUGCUUACAUCUUUCCGAAGUCGCAUGAAUUGGAACUGUAUCUUCUUUUGUUGGCGUUCAGAGUGCUUCAUCUUGUCCACUGGCAUGAAGCACGUAACUAUCUAAGUGCAGUGCAUCUGCAAACAAUGAGAAAAUCACAUGGUACUGUUUGGUAUUACUGUUUGGACUCCACAGCUUAUUUAUGCAAUACUAAAUACUGCUACUUCUGCUCAAUGUUUGGCACUAAGUAGUAACCACAAGCCACUUGGGUAGUUGCCAAUAAGACAUGAGGGUGUGUGCACAAAAUCUUACAUCCGAUUGUGACCUGAAAUGCAUCCUUUGUCAAUAGCACCCAAAGCCUUCUACUCAGGAGUUUGAAGGAAAAUUAUCCAAGAAAAUGAAUAAAUUUUAAUUGAGGAUCCAAGAUUCUUAACAUAUCUUGAUAAAGCACCAGAGUAGAUCCAAAAUCCAUGAUUCCCUGGAUCCCUCGACAAGCUGUGUAGUGCUGGAUCCAAGAUCCCCUGGAUCCCUCAACAAAGUAAGAGUUACUGGAUCCAAGAGUUACUGGAUCCAAGAUCCCCUGGAUCUCUUCUCAAAAUCUGAGUUGCUGGAUCUAAGAUCUACCUGGAUUCCCAGAUCAUGGAUCCAGCGGAUCCUGAAUUUUUGGGAUCUUGGCACAAGCCUGGUCAGAGGUAUGACCAGUUUGUGUUAUCACAAUAUAUUACCUAACAUAGGUGGCCAUUGGUCAAAAUUUUAUAGUUAAUUGCAAACUAUUAAAUCCAUCAGUACCACUAACACCUAAGAUAUGUAGGCACACACGACAUGAUCACUGGCCACCAUGCUAUGAUGAAUCCCUGCGGCUGUUAUUGAUGGACUUUAUUGCCCUGCAUUAGAAUACGGAUACCAACGGCAAUUUAUCCCAUAGACGUAUGUAGCACACACUACACAUGGCUCACGUAUUGAACCGAAAAUAUAUUGAAGUGUUGCAGUUGUUAAACCCGAGUUGGGGUUUAACUUUUUGUUAUCUAUAUCAUGAGCACCACAUCACAGGUUCAAUUCAAAUUUAUUUCCGCGACCCCAUCUGGGGUAUGGGAAGAUCAUACACAUGAACACACAUACACACAUAAACGAACACAAUAACCGAGCAUCGCACGCCUUGUGAUCAGCAACGCAUAGUGAGAUGGCGAACCUCGUGACGAGCAUCGUGCCACAUUUACAUCUUGCACAAAGUGACCGUGGUUCAAUAUUUACACAUACACAUUUAGCAUAUACACAGUUACAGGACAUUUUUAAGUAAUUAAAGGUGCGCUUCCUGAGACUCUGAGAUGGGCCAUGGAUUAACUGCAAGAUGGACUACAUGUAAAGUUGAAAUGGACAACGUGUAUUGCAUUUUAUGGGAGGGAGGGAAGGCAAGGAGAGGGUCAGAAACAAAAUAGUCAAGAAAAUAAAAAUAGUCAGAAAAGAAAUAGUCAAGGAGUAGUCAGUAAAGUAGUCACUCACUCAAGUAGUCACUCACUCACUGGAAUAGUCACUGAAAGGAUGCAUUUAUGUGCCGGAUGAAUCUGGACAGCUGAUACAACAGCUUCUUGUUAUCAGACGAGAAAAGGUGUUUGAAUUUGUUUGCAUC